This is a messenger RNA of Sclerotinia borealis F-4128, 2064 nucleotides long. The record is from the annotation of a GenBank genome assembly. NCBI's taxonomy places the organism in Eukaryota, Fungi, Ascomycota, Leotiomycetes, Helotiales, Sclerotiniaceae.
AUGGCGGAUCAAAUCAACAUGAAUGGUCUCAACCUCAACGGCGGUGAACCUCGCUCAUAUAUUCCUCCUCACAUGCGAGGCAAGAUGGGUGGCCCAGCUCCAGUUGGUCCACCACCAAACUUGAAUGGCGGUGCUUGGGCUCCUCAAGGCAAUGACUACGUUAAUGGUCCCCGCCCUACUGGAGGCGAGUCUUGGGCAAAUGCUCCCGAUUUCACUCCACGCGGCAACAGUGCUCCACGAGGUGGAAACAACUGGAAUACAGCUUCACCUCCAUCUUUCAACAAGAACGCUUAUGGUAACCCUGCCGCUGUAUCAAACGGUGCCGGUGGUCCUGGUGGUCCUGGCGGUGCCGGUGGUGGUGGCGGCGGCGGUGGUGGUGGUGGUGGUGGCCAAGCUCGUGGUGGUGGAGACGGACAGUGGCGAGAUGGGAAACAUAUCGCCGGUCCUGUCAACACUCGUUUAGAACGUGAGCUUUUUGGUCUCCCAGAUGAUCCAAGCAAGCAACAAACAGGUAUCAACUUCGAGAAGUACGACGAAAUUCCAGUUGAAGCAUCCGGUCAAGAUGUUCCAGAGCCAGUCCUCAGAUUCACCAACCCUCCUCUCGAUGACCAUCUUAUCAAGAACAUCGAGUUGGCACAUUACAAGGUCCCAACUCCAGUUCAAAAAUACUCUAUCCCAAUUGUCAUGGGUGGUCGUGACUUGAUGGCAUGUGCUCAAACUGGUUCCGGAAAGACUGGUGGUUUCUUGUUCCCCAUUUUGUCUCAAGCAUUCCAAACUGGUCCAUCUGCUGUUCCAGCCAAUGCUGCAGGAAGUUUCGGACGCACUCGCAAGGCAUACCCAACUUCUUUAAUCCUCGCUCCAACUCGUGAGCUGGUUUCCCAAAUUUAUGACGAGUCUCGCAAAUUCGCCUACAGAUCCUGGGUCCGUCCUUGUGUCGUCUAUGGUGGUGCCGACAUUGGCUCUCAACUCCGUCAAAUGGAACGUGGCUGUGAUCUCCUCGUUGCUACUCCAGGUCGUCUUGUCGAUUUGAUUGAGCGUGGCCGUAUUUCCCUCCAAAACAUCAAGUACUUGGUUCUCGACGAGGCUGAUCGUAUGUUGGACAUGGGUUUCGAGCCACAGAUCCGACGAAUUGUUGAGGGUGAGGAUAUGCCAGGUGUUCAAGGCCGUCAAACCCUCAUGUUUUCAGCCACCUUCCCGCGCGACAUUCAAAUGCUCGCUCGUGAUUUCCUGAAGGAUUACGUUUUCUUGUCUGUUGGUCGUGUUGGUUCUACUUCUGAGAACAUCACCCAAAAGGUUGAAUACGUUGAGGAUGUUGACAAGCGUUCCGUUCUCUUGGACAUUCUUCACACCCACGGUGCUGGGCUUACACUCAUCUUCGUUGAAACUAAGCGCAUGGCCGAUUCUUUGUCAGACUUCUUGAUCAACCAGAACUUCCCUGCCACAUCCAUUCACGGUGAUCGCACUCAACGUGAGCGUGAACGUGCUCUUGAGAUGUUCAGAAACGCCCGUUGCCCAAUUCUAGUUGCCACUGCUGUUGCCGCUCGUGGUCUUGAUAUCCCUAACGUUACCCACGUUGUCAAUUACGAUCUUCCCACCGAUAUCGAUGAUUAUGUUCAUCGAAUCGGUCGUACAGGUCGUGCUGGUAACACUGGUAUCUCCACCGCAUUCUUCAACCGUGGAAACCGUGGUGUUGUCCGCGACCUCCUCGAACUUUUGAAGGAGGCCAACCAAGAGGUACCAGCUUUUCUCGAAAACAUUGCCCGUGAAGGUGCAGGUUUCGGAGGUGGUGGUGGCCGAGGUGCUCGUUCAGGUGGUGGCGGACGCGGUCGUGGUGGCGGAGCCAACCGUGAUUUCCGUAAGUUUGGUGGAGGUGGUGGUGGUGGAUUCAGUGGAGGUGGAGGUGGUGGAUUCAACAGUGGACCACCAGCCUCUUACGGUGGCGGUGGCGGUGGUGGAUUCGGUGGCCCUCCUCCUCCUGCUGCAUAUGGUCCUCCUCCAACUUAUAAUGGUGGUGGUGGCGGCUAUGGCAACCCAUCUGCUGGAUCUGGCCAAUCGUGGUGGUAA